Molecule: messenger RNA, 648 nt
Organism: Anopheles stephensi (Asian malaria mosquito)
Lineage: Eukaryota; Metazoa; Arthropoda; Insecta; Diptera; Culicidae
Gene: ND-B14.5B
Product: NADH dehydrogenase [ubiquinone] 1 subunit C2
Exons: 3
Coding region: 81-425 (114 amino acids)
Biological process (GO): mitochondrial electron transport, NADH to ubiquinone
Cellular component (GO): mitochondrial inner membrane
Source: RefSeq, a predicted model, not a curated record
UGUUUGACACAUUGCGUCAACACGGUGUUUUUGGUCGAUCGGUCCGUAAAAAUCCGCAUCGCAUUCACGGAAAAACAAAAAUGUACGGCGGAAAAACUCCCCAGGAAUUGCUUUCGGGGUCGUUCUCUAAGACCUGGCUGCACGAUAAGUGGGCCCCGUUGGUGGGUGGUGCGUUUGGAUUUCUUGGCGCGUGCUACGUUAACUAUGGCACUGGUCGUCCUGCUUUCAGCGGUAUUCAAAAGCACAUUGCAGCUAUGCUAGCGGUCGGUGCUGCUGCCACCAUGGUUGACAAGUGGCGCAAUGCGUACUUUGCCGAGAAAGAUGCUACCCUCCGCCACUACAUUGAACUGCAUCCGGAAGAUUUCCCCACACCUGAACGCAAAAAGUUCGCCGAUGUACUGGAGUACUGGCAACCCAUCCGUUAGGUUUACUUUCUCGUUACAUUGACCCGUGUUCAAUGGAGUGGUUCUGCUGGUGACUAGUGUGUAGCGUGGAUGUAAAUAAAAAGCCCAAAAAAUCACUACUCAAUCCACUCGCAUCUAUAAUCAAGCUACAUAAACUACACGGGCCUAGAUGGAAUCGAAAUGGCAGCCGGAUAAUUGUGAACCACCCAUAUAAAAAUCGAAAAUCGGCAAAAGAAAUUGAAAA